This is a messenger RNA of Drosophila arizonae, 1940 nucleotides long. It is a transcript of the gene fne, whose product is annotated as ELAV like RNA binding protein found in neurons. Gene Ontology annotation, molecular function: RNA binding. Gene Ontology annotation, cellular component: ribonucleoprotein complex. The record is from RefSeq and is a predicted model, not a curated record. Lineage: Eukaryota; Metazoa; Arthropoda; Insecta; Diptera; Drosophilidae.
AAACUUUAAGCAAAGCCAAAGAACGGUUUAAGAUAAAAACAAAAAACAACUUAAGAUAAAAUACUAUUUUUUUUGCGAUCGUAGUUGAUCUAAAAACCCAAAACAGAAGAGGAAAAGGAGAAGGAAACGGAAAGACACUUCAGAAAGAGUCAAAGAAAAGAACUGUGCGAUCAGACAAACAACUUCACGGGACUUGUGCAAAGCGCAGUCAGAGCUGUCUCUUUAUAAAUAAAAUUCUAAAAAAUAAUACUAAAAGAAGGAAAGAACAAAAAUACCAAGAAAUAAGUACAUAUAUUCUAUAAGUGUAACCAAACAAGCAGUGAGAUUAAAUUCUAAGCACAAACCAAACGAAUACCGAGUGCAGCCACAAAGGAAACUUUAACAGUCACUGUUAACACUAACAGCAACAGUUAACAGAGCCGAAUAACUGCUAACAGCAAUACCGACUGUUAACAGAGAACCGAACCACUAACUGUAGAGACAACUGUUAAUAGUUAACAGACAGCAACUGUUAACGGUUAACAGUACCAGCAGUAGAGGCAGCAUCAUUAGCACCAACAUCAACAUUAACACUAACGGCAACAGCAACAGCAACAGUAACGAAAACAUGACCAACGCCAUGGAUAUUGUUAAAAACGGCAGCACCAACGGCUCCGUCGACGGCAGCAAUGAUGAGUCGCGUACCAAUUUGAUUGUCAACUAUCUGCCACAAACCAUGACGCAAGAGGAGAUGCGUUCGCUCUUCUCAAGCAUUGGUGAGUUGGAGAGUUGCAAACUGGUGCGUGAUAAAGUCUCAGGUAAUUUGGUCUUGCCAGCAUCAUUGACCGCACUCAAUCCGGCUCUGCAGCAAGGCCAGAGUUUGGGCUAUGGAUUUGUUAACUAUGUGCGUGCCGAAGAUGCUGAGAAAGCAGUGAACACCCUGAAUGGGCUGCGAUUGCAGAAUAAGGUUAUUAAAGUAUCAUACGCCCGUCCAAGUUCAGAAUCAAUAAAGGGUGCUAAUUUAUAUGUAUCGGGUCUUCCCAAAAAUCUAUCACAACCAGACUUGGAGGGGAUGUUUGCGUCGUUUGGCAAAAUAAUUACAUCUCGUAUACUCUGUGAUAAUAUUUCUGGUCUAUCGAAGGGUGUCGGCUUUAUACGCUUCGAUCAACGCAACGAAGCCGAACGCGCCAUACAGGAGCUUAACGGUAAAACCCCGAAGGGCUAUGCCGAACCGAUUACCGUUAAGUUCGCCAACAAUCCAAGCAAUAGCGCCAAGGCCCAAAUAGCCCCGCCCCUAACCGCCUACUUGACACCGCAAGCGGCAGCGGCAACCCGUCGCCUAGCCGGUGCCCUACCAUCAGCCGGACGUAUCAGAUACUCGCCGCUGGCUGGGGAUCUAUUGGCCAAUUCAAUAUUGCCGGGCAAUGCAAUGACCGGAUCUGGUUGGUGUAUAUUCGUCUAUAAUCUGGCACCCGAAACCGAGGAGAACGUCCUGUGGCAGCUGUUUGGACCCUUCGGUGCCGUGCAGUCGGUGAAGGUCAUACGCGACUUGCAGACUAGCAAGUGCAAGGGAUUCGGCUUCGUUACCAUGACCAACUACGAUGAGGCUGUGGUGGCCAUACAAUCGCUAAACGGCUAUACACUGGGCAAUCGGGUGCUACAGGUUAGCUUUAAGACUAACAAAACCAAAACCACUUAAGGUCAACAUCUAAGCGAGAUCAACAAACUGAAUGUAACUUUUGUUUAUCAUUUAACUAUGAUUUGAGCUUCUCUCAUUCCCUCUAUGAAGAAUCUUUUUGGAUGUUUGAGCAUCAUAAAUAGUAUUGUAAAAUGUUUGGGAGUUAUGUAACUAUGGCGAGUUGUAGUCAUAAUUGAAAUACACACACAAACACACGAAAGCACACACGUACACACAUACACACAUACACACACACACAUUGACUAUAUUAUAUAUAUUUUGU